Pyricularia grisea is the source of this 6158-nucleotide messenger RNA. RefSeq lists its product as uncharacterized. The record is from RefSeq and is a predicted model, not a curated record. NCBI's taxonomy places the organism in Eukaryota, Fungi, Ascomycota, Sordariomycetes, Magnaporthales, Pyriculariaceae. The coding region runs from base 897 to 5255 and encodes 1452 amino acids. The transcript is spliced from 4 exons.
CGACGACCAUAUAACGACUUUACGUCCCAAAGUUAUACCCGGCAUACCAUAUUUUCGCAGACGUGUAUGCGCCGAUAGUCUUGACGGCUAUUUUGUUAUUCAACAGGGAACAAUCGCCGUCUUCCCGAAACCCCAGCUCGUUAUCGAUUUCUUCUUGGCUUUGCGUGGUGGUUGGGCCCUAAAUCCUCUGGUCAACCUCGCGGAUCCAAACUCUAACAAUUGCUCGUUCCCCUUUGCCCCCACCCGCCAGCCUUUGGUUCAUUCCUUUUCUCACCCGACAAGCAAUUGGGAAAACCUGCAACCCAUCUAUCUGUCUUAGCUUCUCCAGACAUCGCAAGCUCCUCAAAAUUUCUACAGACUACCUGCCGUCCGCUCGCGCAUUCGAGAAGAUCUGCCGGACCAGAGCCUGGGAAAUAUCACGACACGAAAUCCAAUUCACGGCCGCUUUCGUCGACCACCGAGCCGCGGCGCGAUCGAUCCGACUCUAGCAUCUCACUCCUCUUCUCUAGAUUUUUAAAGGAGUCCGCGAUCAACAGAAUUCGCGGUCUGUUCUCACCGCUGUCUCGUCUGGACAUUCGCGGGACUUACGUGCCAGAUUCUUGCAGCAAACAUUCUGGCAUACUCUGCGAAGCAGCUCCAUUCACACAUGGCCCACGAUCAUCGCUAGUCCACGAAGUUACCCGUCGACGGCCUCUCGUCACCGUCGCCAAGGGUCGCCAGACAUUCAGAUCGACGAAACCAAUCCAGUUCCGUUCCACCUGCUGUACGAAUACUGAGCCCGGCGUCUCGGCGCCAACCGGAGCCCUCGCGGUCAGGCUUCCGAAAGUCAUUUCAGACAUUCGCGACGAGCCUCUUGUACUAGCCCCGGGCCCUGCUCGGCGAGGCAAAUCGACGCCAUGGCUGGCAAUAUGCCUCAGAUGGCAGGCAUGAUGCAGCCACAACAGCGUCAACCUUUGCACCCUAGCCAAAUCACCCAGAUUGUUUUCAAAAAUCUCGCAGAGCAGCCUCCAAUAGUAACAGGCUGGCAGUCUGGGCUAUCGAUACAGGAGCGCCUGGGGAAAACAUGCCAACUUGUCACCCAGUUUAGAAUGGCCAUGCAGAACGAUCUGCACACAGCAAAAUGUAUUGAACUCGGGUUGACUUGCGAAAGGAGAGCUUUGCUAGAGGCACCAGAUCGCAACGCAUAUGAGCAACUCAUACAAUCUAAAAUGGCCGAAUUACAGAACAAACGACUGCAGGGUCAACAUCACAUGCAGAACAAUGUCAACCAGCAGGCUGCCUUCAUGCACCAACAACAACAGCACCAGAAGCAGCAGCAACAACAGAGGAUGAUGCAGAACGCAGCCCAUGCCGCGGCACAGGCGCAAAUGAACGGCGGGAUGGGGCCCAACUCACAGCUUCCAUUUCAACAUUUGCAGCAUCAAAUGCAGGCCUCGCCGAUUCCUCAGCAAUCAUCUCCGCCGAUGCAAAUGGGUAUGGGUGGCAUGGGAGGCAUAGCAAACCAAGCCAACAUGCCUAUGGGGGCUGGUGUGCAGGACAAUGGCAUGACCAUGGCAGACAAGCAGAAAAUUUUGGAAGUCGCGAAGCAGAACUAUGCACAGGCUCCCGAGCACACCAAGCAACAAAUUCGACUGCAGAUGGCUGCGAAAAUGACACCCCAACAACAAAACGAUUUUCGAAGCAAAGGCAUCGAUCCCGUACUACAUUGGUUCCAAAAUCAGGCGAUCAACCAGUUCCGGAGGAGCAAGAUGAUGGCACAACAAGGCCUGUCUGGGAUGCCCAACCAGGGCAUGGUUAAUAUGCAGCCGCAGAGGCCUGGUGCGGUGAAUGGUCUCGCUCAAGCUGGGCCCCAAGGUGUUGGUAACCAUAUGAGCCCUUUCAACAUGGAGAGCAUGAUGAGUGAGCAGAAAAACGCCUUCAUGGCUCAAGAGGCUGGCCAAACAGUAGUACCUGCAACUUCCCAAAAUCGGCAUGGAAACCCUCAGCCGGGGCCUAAUAUGCAGGGUCAAGGCAUGUCGAAUCUUCAGCAGACUCCCAACCAGCCACAACGACCGCAACAGCCGUUCGGUAUGCAGCAGGCAAAUCCCCAUCUUCAAGCCCAGCUAAGAGCGCAGGCUUUGGCACAAGCGGGCAAACAGGCGGGGCUUCCGGGUCAGCCGGGCGGCGGUCCCGGUGGACCUCCGAUGACAUCCCAGAGCCCGGCUAUGGGAACACUGAACACUCCUAUGGCGAACCCUCCGGUUUCAAUGGGUCAGAUGAACGUACAAGCGGCGCCAAAUGGGGUGCCCCAACUUGACCCUCGCUUCAUGCCACGGACUCCCAUCUCUAUGGGCGGCAAUGUGAACAACCACAUGAAUCCUCAGGUCAUGUUACUCCUUCAGAGGAUGACUCCUGAGCAGCGGGCACAGAUUCAAGGCUUGGCUCCAGAGCAGCUCAACAAGCUGACAGCUAAGUGGAUUGAAUCUGGCUCUGCUAACAUGGUAGGACCUCAGCCAGGGCAGCUGAACAACCCCGCGAUGGAAAAUCGAAACCCAGGCCCGAACCCGACGUUGGGCAUGCCGGGCCCCCCGAUGCCACCGCAGAUGGGCAAGAUGAGCCACGCGCAAGUCGUCGAGUAUAUGGACAACAUGGAGCUACCCCCUCAGAUUACCAGGGCGCUUCCUAGCUUGACAAUCCCUGUUGAGAUUAAAACCUACAAGGCUCUCAAAGACUGGCUGCAGCACACUCAGCUCAUGCAGCAGUACGAACCUACUGUGAAACAGAUGCAAAUAAUGCAGUUCAAGGCCGAGAUGAGCAAAAGAAUACAGCAGGGACAACAACCUCUCCAGGCGAACCAACAAGGGUUGCCACAUCAGCAGCAAAUGGCGGCGCGGGCACCCCAACAGCCACAGAAUGCAGGUCAGGGAAUGGGAAUGCCGCAGCCAGGACCACCACCUCAGGGCAACGCCGCACCGCCGAAUAACCAGCAGCAGAUGCUAUUAGAACUAGCUCGGAACUUGCCUCAGCAUAUUAUACAGCCAUCCCCGCAAGAUAUUGAGACGUUGCGGAAGCAACCAAGAUGCGCCGGCUUUACUGACGAGCAGCUUUUUGACCUUGGAAGACAAAUUAAAGCUAAAAACUAUCUUAUGCGGCAACAACAACAGCGAAAUCAACAGCAGCAGCAGCAGCAGCAGCAACAACGGCAGGCACAACAGCCCCAACCUAAUAUGCCGCAGCCUCCUCAAAGUCACGUUGGUCAGCCGUUGGCCCAACCUCCUCACGAACUCAAUCAGAACGCUGCGCAGAAACAACCUCCUGCACCUUCAGGGGCAGCACCACCAACUAACGAAAAGCAGUCUCCUGCCAUGCCUGCUCCCACGCCUACCAUGAUGAACCGCACUCAGUCACAGAGCCGAGCACCACAGAAUGCAGCGCAGCGACGGAACCUCAAACGUUCCAGCCCGGACGAUGUGAUUGAUGUUACCGGGCCCACGCCGCCACCGACGAGGCAACCACAACCGCCUCAACAGCAGCAACCGAAGCAGCAGGUACCGCAGAAUCAAGCCCAAAAUCAGCAAAGGCCAGCUGUACCCGGCCCUGCUCGGCCACCAUCGCAGCAAUUGACGCAAGAACAGUUAUCCAAGCUAUCGCCCGAAAAUAGGGCCAAGUAUGAGGCCGCACUCAGAAAUCGCCAGGUUUUCUUGAGCGUUCCCCCAGAGGUCCGAGAGCGUAUCCAGAAAAUGGCAACCGAAAUUGGUCACGAGGUUGCACAGGUUGUGCAGCGUGAUAUUGAUAUACCGGCUACUGAGAUCGCCCAGCUUCGACAGAAGAUACCAUUCCUGUUUGCUCAACUUCAGAAAGCUAUGAAGGGUUUCCCUCAGUGGUACAAUUUCCAUGGCGACGAACAGCGUGCGCGCCUGUUCAUCCGCUACCGGCAUCUUGUAAUGCACCAGUUUGAAGACGGCAAUAAUGCCAGCCAAUUGAAGCAGCAGCUGUCAGUCAGGCUAAACGAUAUUGAACAAGCUCUAGCUUUGGUUGAAGUCAUGACCCGUGAGAUGAAUGCGCUCUUCAGCGGCGCCGCCAACGCACGAGGUCCGGCAGCUCAACAACCCAACAAGCCGCAGCCACAGGCGCCACGGCCCCAGGCCGCACCGGAAGAGAACCUGGAGGCCAACAAGGCGCAGGCAAAGCCGGCCAACAAGGCGACACAGGGUCCUGCUGGCCCCGCGGCCCAGCAGCCACAAUAUCCUGGGUUCGGGUCGCUGCCAAAGAACACGGCUGUGCCGGCAUACCUCGGCAAGCCUGCUGUUACAGUAGACACCCUUAACCCACCUCCCCCGAAGCGGAAGAAGCCCAACUCAGCCCAAGUCUCGUCACCUGCGCUGCAGUCCGCACAUGGCUCACCACCUCAGACCAAGCCUCCUUCCCCGGAGGCUCGCCGUGAGCAUGUAGCAGAAGCACCAAAACAGCCACCUCGGCCUCUAAUACUGUGCACCGAACCUGGUUGCGAUGCCGCAGCCACUGGCUUCCCCUCGGAAGAAGCGCGCAACUUGCAUGUUCAGGAAGAGCAUGUUAGGCCGAGUCAAGACCCGUUCAAGUACUUGAAUGAGAGUUUCGCAUUCGCCGAGGCCGCUGAUCAACAAAAGAAGUUAUCAGCAGCGGCUCCAGCAUAUCAUUCACAGCCUCAGCAGUCAGUUGCAAUGCAAUUGACGCAAUCAAAGGACGGCUCUAUGGCCACGCCGACACCGGGAGCUGUCCCGAUGAACCGACAAGCUAGUGGUGUAACCGGGCCCCAUGCUCCGAAACCAGGUCAGGGAAUGAUGGGUGGCACCCAGCAAGGCGCUACCCCAGCCAGCAGCACAGCACAAGACAUGGUUCUGUCUCAGCCCCCACCGUCUGCAGAGGAGAACUUGUUCACAGGAACCGUUGUUCCUAAUGAGAUCUUCUCGGGUGUCCCCAACUUUAGCGCUACGGCGGACGGAGUGAUCUCGGACCCGAGUCUAUACAGGACGCAUACACCAAACGACACCCCCGACUCGAAGGAUGGCAGCACCUCUGAGCCUAACAGCGACAUCCCUGACAAUGCGAACAUCGAGAUCGAUAUGGCGUGGGCCGCGCUAGACGAUGAUUUCUUGGUGAAUCUGAAUAACUUCUCUGUGGAAAACACGGAAGUCAUGGAUACUUCGACGAGUUUCAUGGAUUGGAACGAUGUAACGACCGACUUCGACAAGCCGUUCUCGUUCGAUGGAUCCAACUACAUCUUGGAAGCGAACUGAUAUCAGUAAAGAGCUGGAGAUUAUCCGUCCCAGCAGUUUCCGAAUCAUGCAGCUUUAAACGCCGCUGAUGGGGCUUUUAGGGCUGGCACCCAGCAUUCUUUGUUUGCUAAUUUCUGUUUUACGGUUUUCUCAUCCAUACUCGCAUGCCCAUCUGGGCGAGCAUUUUGGGUCAUCUUUUUUUUUUCUCGCACUACUAGCAUAGGCGUUUUGUGUAAGGGAGAGGCACUCUUCUUUUGGGUACUUUGCAUAUUUUCUCUCUCUUUGAAAAUCAUGGAUUUUGUUGGGGUAUCGUGAUGUGGGAUGGGACUCUAGUGAUUGCUAGAGGGUUUUAUAUGGCAGGGUGGGUUGAGGCGAAAUGGGGAUUACGGCCUUGUUGAUACAUACGACCAUUGCACGUCUUCGCCCGCGAUGCAAGCAGGAAGUACAUGAGGGGAGUGACUUUUUGCACUGGUGUAUGUAGGGAUCGGCCUUUUUUUUAGGGCCGUUUCCCUCUUAUGAUAGGUGCAUUUCUGUUUUUUGUUUUUUUUUUUUGUUUUCCCUUCAAAAAUUUUUUCAUGUAAUUGCUGUUUUUCCUCUGCUAGAUACCAUGGUCGCGAAGAUCGGCCGGCUAAAAAGACAAGUUGUCUUUUUUUUAGUUUAUUAUUCAUCCUGCUGCUCUUCUAUAUCACCGAUUCCUUGUCUCUUUGUGAAGUAAAUGCUGGUUUUUCUUUGUUCAGACACGGGGGCAUGUAUCUCAUGCAACUAUUCUGAUGUUCGGUUUGUUUACAUGGUACUUGAGAAAUAUGAAACUUUGCUCAUGACGAGGAUCAACUUGAUACAGAUUGCUAGUAUUGUGUUUUCGAGCGAGAAAAAGAAACAAAGAAAGACUCGAGGGGCAAGGGACAAGAAAGAGGCUAAACCAAA